GAACAACAUCUCCUCUCAUCUCUCUCUGAAGAGCUGCUCUCCAUAGUGCAAAAUAGCUUAGCUCCAGUCCUCCUCCAGAGGCUUUAGGCUACCUAUUUUUGCUUGUGGUGCCGAGAACUGGGGACAAGUCUACGCUCUCCCUUAUCAGGCAGUAUGUUCGACAGCCAUAGUGGGUGAGGUCCAUCUGCAACCCCCCGGCAACGCUGGCAGCAGCGUCGCGGCACCAAGAUGGAGGCGGCCGUGGAGCUAGGGGCCUUGGGGCGCUGCUGGCUGUGGUUGCUGGUGGGGCUGCAGGCGAUAAGUGUAUAUGGAGCACAGUUGUCAUCAGAAGCGUGCAGAGAGCUGGGCUUCUCCAGUAACUUGUUAUGCAGUUCUUGCAAUCUUCUUGGACAGUUCAGUCUGAAUCAGUUGGAUCCAUUCUGCAGGCAGUGCUGCCAAGAAGAAGCUCAAUUGGAAACCAGAAAGCUUUAUGCAGGAGCUGUCCUAGAGGUAUGUGGAUGAAAAUUGGGAAGGUUCCCUCAAGUCCAGGCUUUUGUCAGGAGUGAUAAGCCAAAGCUCUUCAGGGGACUGCAAAUCAAGUAUGUGCGUGGUUCUGACCCUGUACUAAAGCUGCUGGAUGACAGUGGGAACAUCGCAGAAGAAUUGAGCAUCCUCAAGUGGAAUACAGAUAGUGUGGAAGAAUUCCUAAGUGAAAAAUUAGAACGCCUAUAAAUCACUGCUUUCACUCCUCUUUCCUUUUCAUGUUUUGUCAUGGUAAUCUUCUUAGACUUGUGCUACAAUCAAAAAAAACCCAUUCCAGCUUCUGUAUUCAUUUUAAAAUAUCUGUUAUGCUGUAGUAAACAUCUUGUAAUUGGAAGGGAAAGCUUCAGGCAUAUAGGCCAAGUUAGCAAACAGCAUAGCUUGUCUUAACAUAUUCAGCUCUUAAAC
Molecule: messenger RNA, 927 nt
Organism: Pogoniulus pusillus (Red-fronted tinkerbird)
Lineage: Eukaryota; Metazoa; Chordata; Aves; Piciformes; Lybiidae
Gene: SELENOF
Product: selenoprotein F
Exons: 5
Cellular component (GO): endoplasmic reticulum lumen
Molecular function (GO): oxidoreductase activity
Source: RefSeq, a predicted model, not a curated record